AUGGCAAUAUCUUUGGAAACCCUACCACUGGCUAUUGUCCAACACUUGUUUACUUGGUACGGAGCCAUAACCCUCCUAAUUACCACUUACUUUACAGGGCUCUACAUUAGACGUGAAAUCUUUAGAAGACAACGAGGAUGUAUGGAACCAUUUGUCUACCCUGAAGGUGGUCCAUUGGGUAUCAAACUAGGCUAUGACUUGCAAGACAAGAAGAAAAAAGGUGAGAUUGUUGACUUUAUGUGCAAAUUAUACCACAAGUUUGAUCGUGUCAAGACAUUCUCAGCUUACUUGUUUGGUGUAAGAGUCGUUGUUGGAGUCGAACCUGAAAACUUGAAGGCUGUAUUGGCAACUCAGUUUAACGACUUUGGCUUGGGUACCAGACACGCACACUUUAAACCAUUGUUGGGCAAUGGGGUAUUCACCUUGGAUGGCGAAGGAUGGAAAGAAAGUAGACAAAUGUUGAGACCACAAUUUGCAAGAGACCAAAUUGCUCAUGUGCAAGCAUUGGAACCACACAUUCAAAUAUUGGCUAAACAUAUUAGGGCAAGUAAAGGAAAAUCAUUUGACAUUCAAGAAUUAUUCUUUAGAUUUACCGUUGACACUUCAACCGAAUUUUUAUUUGGCGAGUCAGUACACUCGCUUUACGAUGCUUCUAUUGGAUUGGAAUGUGACCCCGAAGUUGCUGGCUUUGCUGAAGCAUUCAAUGAGACACAAAAGGAUUUGGCAGUAAGAACAUACCUCCAAGUAUUGUACUUUCUCUACAAUCCACCAUCAUUUUGGAAAAAUACAAAGGUUGUCCACAAGUUUGCCAAACGUUUUGUUAAUAAAGCAUUGAACUUGAGCAAAGACGAAUUGGAAGAACACUGCAAACACCACUAUACUUUUCUUUACGAAUUGGCAAAGCACACAAGAGACCCAAAAGUUUUGCAAGACCAAUUAUUAAACAUUAUGGUUGCGGGAAGAGACACUACUGCCGGUCUUUUAUCAUUCACCUUUUUUGAACUCGCACGUAACCCCGAGGUUUGGCAAAAAUUGAAGGAUGAAAUUUACCAACACUUUGGAUCGGGUGAAGAUGCAGAUGUCUCAAAGAUUACUUUUGAAACUUUGAAACAAUGCACAUACCUCAAAUGGGUGCUCAAUGAAAUAUUGCGUCUUUACCCAUCAGUGCCAAUCAACUUUCGCACUGCUUUAAAAGACACUACUUUACCCACAGGCGGUGGUCCCGAUGGAACUGCACCAGUAUUUAUUGGCAAGGGAACAACUUUUGCUUAUUCCGUUUACUUGCUACACAGAAUAGAAGAGUAUUAUGGCAAGGAUGCAAAUGAGUUUAGACCCGAAAGAUGGGCUGACCUAAAGCAAUUGGGAUGGGCUUAUUUACCAUUCAAUGGUGGACCCAGAAUCUGUUUGGGCCAACAAUUUGCCUUGACAGAAGCUAGCUACACUAUUUGUAGACUAGCACAAAUGUUUCCCAACUUGGCUAGCAACUAUGACCAGCCUGACCCAUGUAAGAAAUUGAUUCACUUGACAAUGAGUCUUAUGGAUGGCGCGUGGAUUGAAAUGAGCUAA
Messenger RNA from Lodderomyces elongisporus, 1566 nucleotides. Its product is annotated as cytochrome P450. Bases 1 to 1566 code for a protein of 521 amino acids. The transcript has a single exon. NCBI's taxonomy places the organism in Eukaryota, Fungi, Ascomycota, Pichiomycetes, Serinales, Debaryomycetaceae. Gene Ontology annotation, molecular function: iron ion binding; heme binding; oxidoreductase activity, acting on paired donors, with incorporation or reduction of molecular oxygen, reduced flavin or flavoprotein as one donor, and incorporation of one atom of oxygen. The record is from RefSeq and is a predicted model, not a curated record.